AGAUUACGGGAUCCGAUAAUGGAGAAGGGAGUAUAAUAAAAAUUGCGCCUCUUUCCCCGCAAGUGAGAUAUCAAGUGAUUAAAGUCGUUGUAUACGACGAGUAGUUGAGCAUUGGCGGAUUCAAUCAAAUCUAAAAAAUCUCUCCCUCUCUUUUGUCUGCACUCAAAUUCAGCAAGUUGUGAAGUGGGCGAAUUUGAGGCAAUUUCAUCGAUGAUAACAACUGGGAAAUGGAGAAUUUUUUCUGCCAAUUUUUGCUGCCAUUGCUUCUUAUAGCAGCUGCUUUGGUUAAUUGGAGUUUAAUAUCGCUUGUUGAUCUAGUAGCAUUUCUUGUCAUUCAGUUCAAUCUGCCUAGAAGAGAUUUUCAUUUUCGUAGGCUGAUUCUAUUUUUGUGGGGUAUUAGUAUAUAUUCCCUACUUGUUGCCUUAGUACAAACAAUUUUCACUAUAACAUGGGAAAUCAAGGAGGACAAAUGGAGUCUGGAAGAUACAUCGUGGGUGGAGCUAAUCGGGCUCAUGAGGUUCCACUCCUGGAGAUCUCCAACUGCAAUAUUUUAUGUGAUUAUACAAGUAAUAGUGGGUUUUGUUUGUUUAGUUUGGUUAUAUCAGCACAAACUCGGUAUGGUUCCUUGGCGAGGUUCUUGCUGGGGGAACUUCUCAUCCAUUUUGGAGUCAUUAGGUUCUUACUUCAAGGUUGUGUUUUGCUUCCUGUUGCCUGCCAUCCAACUGGUUGUGGGCAUAAGCCAUCCUUCUUGGGUAUCUUUGCCCUUUUUCAUUUGUAGCUGUGUCGGGCUAGUGGACUGGUCUUUGACAAGCAAUUUUUCAGGCCUCUUCAGAUGGUGGAGGUCUCUUCAACUCUAUGCUUGCUUCAAUAUUCUUAUACUUUAUACUUAUCAGCUCCCUGUGCAAUUCCCAACGUUGCUUCAACAGAUAGCUAAUUUUCUCGGUCUUUACAAGAUAUCUGUGGAAUCUGGAUGGCUGGAAAUAUGUUCUGGUCUUUCUCUCAUUUGUUUCUAUGUAAUGCUGUCAUGCAUAAAAAAUGACUUGGAGGAAAUGGAAUUCAUGAUGUCCAGUUCAGAAAGUGAUUUGACUGAGCAACUUCUUCCUGCAAGAAAUUCUUUUUUUAUUCGUCAAUUAAGGUCAGGAGAGAGACAUACCAAUUUUUUGGUGAAAGGAGCAGUUUUUCGGACAUUUACGAUCAAUUUUUUCACAUAUGGUUUCCCGUUAUCGUUGGUUGCUCUUUCCUUUUGGACUUUCCAUUUUGCAAGUAUAUGCGCAUUUGGAUUGCUGGCUUAUGUUGGCUAUAUUGUAUAUGCGUUCCCAUCAUUGUUUCAUUUGCACCGAUUGAAUAGUCUGCUGCUUGUUUUCACACUCCUGUGGGCCGUCAGUACUUACAUAUUCAAUGUAGCAUUUUCAAUUGUGAACUGGGAACUUGGGAAGAACAUGGAGAUUUGGGAGCUUGUUGGUUUGUGGCGUUACACAAUUCCUGGAUAUUUUCUUCUUGCUCAAUUUGGUCUUGGAGUCCUAAUUGCUGUUGGUAAUCUUGUGAACAAUUCUGUGUUUACGUACCUAUCUAAUGAGAAUGGUCAUCUUCCAAAUGGAGACCCUACUAUAGAAGUUAAGGAGGAGACCAAGGUGCUUAUUGUUGCCACAAUUGCUUGGGGAUUUCGGAAAUGCUCCCGGGCUAUCAUGUUGGCUUUGAUAUUUCUGAUAGCCAUGAAGCCUGGAUUUAUUCAUGCUAUUUACAUGAUAUUCUUUUUGAUAUAUCUUUUGGGACACAAUAUCAGCAGGAAGAUACGGAAGGCAUUAAUUCUUCUAUGCGAAGCUCAUUUUGCAUUGUUGUACAUUCUUCAAAUAAACCUGAUAUCUACAAAACUGGAGCAUGGAGGCUCUUUAACUAGCGAAAUACUGUCACAACUAGGUCUUCGUGAUAGUUCAUGGGACUUCUUGGAAACGGCUCUUCUUGCGUGUUUUUGCACCAUACAUAAUCAUGGAUUUGACAUGCUAUUUUCAUUCUCAGCAUUUGUACAACAUACACCUUACCCUCCAGUGGGAUUCAGUGUGCUUAAAGCUGGUUUAAACAAGUCAGUUUUAUUGUCAGUUUAUUGCUCUUCAGCUAGUGGUGACAGCAGCAAUGGUCCUUCUCAUGAGAGAAGAAUAGCAUCAUACCUGAGUGCAGUAGGGCAGAAAUUUCUUGCAGUAUACCGUUCAUGGGGGACCUAUAUUGCUUUUCUGACUAUACUUAUUGCUGUAUACCUGGUUAGACCCAAUUAUAUAUCAUUUGGGUAUAUUUUUCUUUUACUUUUUUGGAUCAUUGGAAGACAACUUGUUGAACAGACAAAAAGACGCCUAUGGUUUCCCUUGAAAGCUUAUGCUAUAAUGGUGUUCGUCUUCAUGUAUAGCCUCAGCAUUUUUCCUAGCUUUCAAACAUGGCUAUCUCAUAUUAUUGAUCUUUACCCAAACCUUGGUUAUAAACCUGAAGCUUCUCUGUUGGAUAACAUCUGGGAAUCAAUGGCAAUCUUGAUUGUAAUGCAACUUUAUAGCUAUGAAAGGAGACAGAGCAAGUACAAUGAACCAUGUGACACUAAUGUGCUGCAAUCAGGAACAGUUGGUUUUAUGAGAAGGUUUAUGAUAUGGCACAGCAAUAAACUUCUGUUUGCUGCUCUAUUUUAUGCAGCCAUAUCACAAAUAAACGCUAUAGGUUUUGUGUAUCUUCUAGGCAUGAUCAUCUGCUCAACUUUCCCUAAAACUUCAAGGGUCCCGUCAAAGUCAUUUCUGGUUUAUACAGGAUUUGUAGUGAUGGUGGAAUAUCUUUUCCAGAUGUGGGGUCAGCAGGCAAAGAUGUUCCCUGGCCAAAUGCAUUCAGAUGUGUCUCAUGUCUUGGGUCUCCAAGUGUUUGAGCCUGGGUUUUGGGGAAUAGAAUCAAGCUUGAGAGGAAAUGUUUUGGUAAUUUCUGCUUGUACACUUCAAUAUAAUGUUUUUCAUUGGUUGGAUAGGAUGCCAAAUAAUAAUGUAUUGAUGGGUGAGUGGGAGGAGCCAUGUCCUUUAUUUGUCACAGCCGAAGAUGAUGCAGUUACUAUGUCCAGCUAUGAUGAAGAAAACAGCUCAGUACCACAUUCCACACUUUCUGAUAUGGUAAAGACUACAGCAAGCUAUACAUGGAAAUCAAAUACCACUGACCCUUCUGAACCAAUUCUUUUGGGAAGAGAAUCUGAGAAUUCCAGAACUGAAAGAUAUUCGUCUGGAUACUUUUGGGAAACCAUCAAGGAGAGUCAAAAGUGGAACAAGAGGAGAAUUCUUGCUUUAAGAAAUGAGAGAUUUGAUAUGCAAAAGACGACCUUGAAAGUUUACCUGAUGUUUUGGAUCGAAAAUAUGUUUAACCUCUUUGGUCUAGAAAUUAACAUGAUUGUCUUGCUUCUUGCUAGUUUUGCCCUCUUGAAUGUCAUUUCACUGCUCUACAUUGGUUUGCUUGCUACUUUUGUUCUUUUGGAUCGACGAAUUAUUAGAAAGCUAUGGUCUGUUCUGGUUUUCCUGUUUGCAUGUGUCCUGAUUCUUGAAUAUUUUUCCAUCUGGGAGAAUAAGAUGUCUCUGAACCGACAAUCCCCACAUGAGAUUGCUGUUCGUUGCCAUGAUUGCUGGAAAAGCUCAAAGCUACACUUUCAGUAUUGUCAACGCUGUUGGCUAGGGCUUGUUGUGGAUGAUACUCGAAUGCUUAUCAGCUACUUUAUAGUCUUCAUCGUUGCUUGUUUCAAGCUGCGUGCUGACAGAUCACCCAAUUUAUCAGGGUCAUUUACUUUUAAUCAGAUGAUGUCUCAGCGCAAGAACAUAUUUGUUUGGAAAGACCUUUCGUUUGAAACAAAAAGUAUGUGGACCAUUUUUGACUAUCUGAGACUUUACUGUUAUUGCCACCUGCUGGAUCUUGUGCUUACUUUGAUUUUGAUUACUGGAACUUUGGAGUAUGACAUUCUGCACCUUGGAUAUCUUGGUUUUGCUUUGGUGUUCUUUCGGAUGAGAUUGGAAAUUCUUCGGAAAAGAAACAAAAUCUUCAAGUUCUUGCGCAUGUAUAAUUUUGUAAUUAUAGUUCUGUCUCUUGCAUAUCAAUCUCCUUUUAUUGGAGUCUUCAAUGAAGGAAAGUGUGGCACUGUAGGUUACAUUUAUGAAGCCAUUGGAUUUUAUAAAUAUGAUUACGGGUUUCGUAUUACUUCAAGAUCUGCAUUGGUUGAGAUCGUCAUCUUCAUGCUGGUUUCACUGCAGUCAUAUAUGUUCUCAUCUCCAGAAUUUGAACAUGUAUCACGAUAUCUUGAGGCAGAGCAAAUUGGAGCUAUUGUACGUGAGCAAGAGAAAAAGGCUGCAUGGAAGACAUCACAGUUACAGCAUAUCCGUGAGACUGAAGAGGAGAAAAGACAACGGAAUAUGCAAGUGGAGAAGAUGAAGUCAGAGAUGCUUGACCUGCAAGUUCAGCUUCACAGUAUGAACUCUCCGGGUAAUCAUGGUCAGCUAUCUCCUGGAAGUGGAGGUUUAAGGAAAAGGAGAAGUGCCUCUUUUAUUGUGGAUAAAAAUUUUACGGCUGCUGAUAAGGAGGAGUUGUUAAGUCCCUCUUUUAACUUUGAUAGAGGUUUUAGGGCUGCUCACACAUUAAGAGAGGGGCAGAAGACUUCUGGUGACUUCGCUCUACCUUCAGAAUUGCUUGGAUCUCCAGUUAAAAGAAAAUCUGAAAGUCCAAUUGCGGAACAAUUAACAACUCAAGAUUCGAAAGAAAUAUCUUUUGGUGAAAUUACUGAAAUUGAGGAUUCUGAUCACCAGUCAGUAGUUGAAAAAAAAAGAGAAAGCUCUAAAGGCCAGUCAAAGGAUCACCCAUUGAAAUCUGCGGUGCAGCUGAUAGGUGAUGGUGUUUCUCAAGUACAAUCUCUUGGAAAUCAAGCUGUUACCAAUCUUGCAAGUCUUUUGAAUGUAUCACAAGAAGAUUUGGAUUCGACAGGCCAUUCUUCUGAUGAUGAUGUAGGAUGUGGUGAAAUGGAGAGCCAAAAUCCUGAAAAUGUUCAUAUAGCUCGUACAUCUUCAUUGCAGUCUGACAAGAGUAGAACUAUGUCCGAAUCUGUGAAGCUGAAGCUUUUGAGAAUCUUUCGGCACAUAUGGUCCCAGAUGCGAUCCAAUAAUGAUAUUGUUUGUUACUGUUGCUUUAUUCUUGUUUUCCUUUGGAACUUCAGUCUGUUAUCUAUGGUAUACCUUGCAGCCCUUUUUUUCUAUGCUCUAUGUGUUAACACAGGCCCUAGCUAUACCUUCUGGGUUGUCAUGCUAAUCUAUACAGAGUUUUACAUCUUAAUUGAAUACUUGUACCAAAUAAUCAUUCAACACUGUGGAUUGAUUGACUUGACUUUGCUUCAAGAGUUGGGUUUUCCUCAUCAUAAAAUCAAUUCAUCAUUUGUGAUAAGCUCAUUGCCUCUCUUUUUGGUCUACCUAUUUACGCUUUUACAAAGCUCCAUAACUGCACAAGAUGGUGAUUGGAGUGCAUUAUCGGAGUUUAAUGCUAUCAAGAGAAAAAUGCAUGAACGAAAAUAUGUUGGCCCAUGUUCUAGCUGGAGUGAAAAGCUAAACAAAAUUUUCCAACCACUGAAAGAUGGAGUGGAGAUGAUAGCUAGAAGCUGCUUAAGUUACUGGAAAUCUCUAACUCAGGGAGCAGAGUCUCCUCCAUAUUUUGUUCAGCUGUCCAUGGACGUUGGGGCAUGGCCAGAAGAUGGCAUUCAACCUGAGAAGAUUGAGUCAGGAAUGAAUCAAUUGCUUCAGCUCGUCCACAGUGAACAUUGCAAGGGAGAAAAUCCAAAUGUUUGCCCUUCUGCUUGCAGGGUUAACAUUCAGAGUAUUGAGAGGAGUGAAGAAAAUCCCAAUGUAGCUUUGGCUGUGUUUGAAGUUGUACAUGCGCUUCCGCUGCGAGAUUGUGUGUCUAAGGGUUGGUCAAAAUCACUAACACCUGCUUCCGAUGUUGCAAGAGAGGUUCUUAUUGCAAAAUGUUUGGGAUAUGUUGAAGAAGUUGGAUUCCCAUAUCCUGUACUAUCUGUAAUUGGUGGUGGAAAAAGAGAAGUUGAUCUAUAUGCCUAUGUAUUUGGUGCUGAUCUUGCAGUUUUCUUUUUGGUUGCUAUUUUCUACCAGUCAGUCAUUAAGAAUAAAAGUGAUUUUCUUGGUGUUUAUCAACUUGAAGAUCAGUUCCCUAAGGAGUAUGUGUUCAUAUUAAUGGUUAUCUUUUUCUUAAUAGUGGUUGAUCGAAUUAUUUACCUAUGUUCAUUUGCCACGGGGAAAGUUUUGUUCUACCUUUUCAACCUUGUACUCUUUACGUAUUCAGUUACAGAAUAUGCUUGGAACAUGCAACCAUUUCAACAGUACGCUGGAAUUUUAGCACUUCGUGCUAUCUUUCUGACAAAAGCAGUGUCCCUAGCACUUCAGGCAAUACAAAUUCGCUAUGGAAUGCCACAUAAAAGUACACUGUAUCGCCAAUUUUUGACCAGCACAGUUUCGAGGAUUAACUACCUUGGGUAUCGGCUUUAUCGAGCUCUUCCUUUCCUUUAUGAAUUACGUUGUGUGCUUGACUGGUCAUGUACUACAACAUCAUUGACGAUGUAUGACUGGCUGAAGUUGGAGGACAUAAAUGCAAGCUUAUAUCUCGUCAAAUGUGAUGCCAUUUUAAAUAGAGCAAGUCAUAAACAAGGAGAGAAACAGCCAAAAAUGACUAAGUUCUGCAGUGGCAUAUGUCUAUUCCUCAUUUUGAUAUGUGUCAUUUGGGCUCCUAUGCUGAUGUACAGCAGUGGCAAUCCAACAAACAUCGCAAAUCCUGUUAGAGAUGUCAGUGUUCAGGUUGAUAUUAAGACAAAUGGUGGUAGGCUGACCCUGUAUCAAACCACCCUUUGUGAAAAGCUGGAGUGGGAAAAUGUCAAGAAUAAGGAUGAUCUUGAUCCUCAAGGUUUAUUGACUACUUAUGAUAUGAAUGACAUUCAAUUAAUAUGUUGCCAAGCUGAUGCUAGUACCCUUUGGCUGGUCCCAGAAGUAGUUCAAAAGAGAUUCACUGAGUCUCUUAAUGUAGGCAGGGAUAUGCAUAUAAUUUUCUCUUGGGUACUGACUAGGGACAGACCUAAAGGAAAAGAGGUUGUGAAGUAUGAAAGAGAUGUUGACAAUGCGUCUGAUCUUCCAAAAAGGUCUGAGUUACAGUCUGUUUUCAAUGGUUCUAUGAAUAGUUUCCGAGUGAAGAACAUCUUUCCAAGAUUCUUCCGAGUUACUGGUUCUGGUGAUGUGAGACCAUUUGAACCAGAGUUAAAAGUCGAUGCCGAUCUUGUCAUCAAUCAUCAGAAUCCUGAGUGGUGGUCAUUUUAUGAUGUCAAUCCACUAAACGUUUCUAGAUGUGAAGGUCUGACUGGACCUACAGCAAUCGUGGUCUCAGAAGAAACACCACAGGGACUUCUUGGAGAUACUUUAAGCAAAUUCAGCAUCUGGGGUCUUUAUAUUACAUUUGUGCUUGCUGUUGGUCGGUUCAUCAGGCUGCAAUGCUCUGACCUUAGAAUGAGAAUCCCAUAUGAGAACCUUCCUUCCUGCGAUAGGUUGAUUGCUAUUUGUGAGGAUAUAUAUGCUGCAAGAGCAGAAGGUGAACUGGGAGUGGAGGAAGUCCUUUACUGGACCUUGGUGAAAAUCUAUAGAUCACCACACAUGUUGCUCGAAUACACCAAACCCGAUUAGAUGUUGGGGAAUUUGUUAUGAUUCUUUUGGACAUAGAUCAGACUCUGAUGAGUGAUCUUUUACAGCUGGAUUUUUACUCGGCUCUAAACUGUCAUUUGUGUUGUAUCAGCAACAUCCAUGGUCUGUUUUUGGAAGAAUGCUCAUAGAGUCUUAUACGUGUACACUAUAUCGCUCAGCAAUUAGGCUAACAGCAGCUGCUCACUUGCUCUUGAUAAGGAUUUCACAGUAGUGACAACUUGUUCUGAUUGUGGGGUCUUGUGGAGGGGAGGGGGGAUGCACUCGAGCUGUACUAUAGAGUAAGAAUUAGAUAUUGUUCUGUAAAUACUUGUUACAGUAGUUGUAGAAUUAUUAAAGUAUAAUUGUAUAUAUACACAAGGUAUUUGAAUCAUGUAAAUGAUUGUAUUUUCACCAUCAUAUUUGCCUUUGAAUUUUUUGGUAAUUUUA
This is a messenger RNA of Chenopodium quinoa (quinoa), 8159 nucleotides long. RefSeq names its product piezo-type mechanosensitive ion channel homolog. The transcript is spliced from 22 exons. NCBI's taxonomy places the organism in Eukaryota, Viridiplantae, Streptophyta, Magnoliopsida, Caryophyllales, Amaranthaceae. The record is from RefSeq and is a predicted model, not a curated record. Bases 228 to 7715 code for a protein of 2495 amino acids.